UAGCAAUGGCAGAAAACUUACUUUAUGAUUUAGGUUUCUCGCACCCAUGGAGAUAGGCAGGAAGGAGGCUCUUCAAAACUUUCUCCACAACACCAUGGGAUAAUAAUUCAUCCUCUUCUUCUUCUUCGUUUCUCGUUUCCUCCUUUGCUCUAAUUCGAUCAUCUCCUUUUGCUUCCUUACAGAUCUUUUCAUGGUGCAAUGCCUACGUUUACAACCGUAGCUUUGGAUACUUUAAUCGAGCCGAAAGCUUCCAAGCUGGCAGCAACAGUGAAAACCAAACCCGAACCAAAACUGGAGAGGCGGAAUAGUGGCGGAAUUCCAGGCGCUAUCGAGAGAAAGCAUCAUUGGACUCAGAUUUCACCUGCGCUUUACGCUACUCCUAAACCGACCCCACUUCCAGAUUCCCCUUUAUCAUUUCCUACAUCACCUUACAUUGUUGACCAUAAGAGGCGCGGUCCCCGGCUUUCAAAGGCUUUGUCUCAGGAUGAUUCUAUUCUUCAUCAAGCCGUAGCUGAUGAACCAACUGUAAUGAUCAAGAAAAGUGUAGAAGCGGAGGAUAUCGAUUCUGGCACGGUUUUUGAUUUUGCAGAUGCUGUUUCUGGUGAUCUUAAGGAUAAACAUGUCAAGUUUCAGGCUAACGAGACACUUGGAACUGUUUCCGGUGUUUUAAGAAGGUCUGAUACAAUGGAACGAGAUGGUGAGAUAGAUCAUUUUUUUGAUCCUCAUGAUUCAAUGAGUGCUAAAAGCAACAAUGAUGGGGAAAGUAGUCAUGCAGUAGAGCGGUCUUUAAAUACCAACGCUCCGUUUGCUGAGUUUUUUGAUGCUUGGGAAGAACUAGCAACCGAGACCGGAAUUCAGCAUACUGCAACCGACAUCCAGGGUGAAAUACACGAAUUACAUUCAGGCUUUUUGAUUGAGAUGGAAAAAAGGAAGCAAGCAGAAGCCCGUUUAGACGACAUGAGAAGCCAAUGGAGAAGAAUCCGGGAACAAUUGUCUGUUGUUGGGCUAACCCUUCCUGCGGACCCUACAACGCUGGAGGAUGAAUCAACCGUUGAUCCCGGUGAAGAUCUAUGUCAUCAGGUCAAUGUUCUCCGAUUCGUCUCCAAUUCAGUUGGUAGAGGAACUGCUCGGGCUGAGCUGGAGGUCGAGAUGGAAGCCCAGUUGCAGUCAAAGAAUUUCGAGAUCAAUCGGUUGUUGGACAGACUACGUUACUAUGAAGCUGUUAAUCAUGAGAUGUCGCAAAGGAAUCAAGAAAAUGUUGAAACGAUGCGUAGGCUAAGGAGGAAGAGAAGACAGAGGUGGAUUUGGGGUUCGAUUGGUGUUGCGAUUACACUUGGAGGUACUGCGUUAGCAUGGUCUUAUCUUCCAACUGGAAAAGGAUCUUCUUCCACAGAUCCUUCCGGAAGCAAUCGUUCUGUUAAGUAGCAGCUAGCUACGUACCCUUGCCAAACAUGAUAUGUAAAGACAGCAAACAAUCUGACACGUCAUCAUUUUACAAGUAACCUUAAUUAGUCCUUAAAGUCACAUGCAUAGUUGUUAAUGGCGAAGUGAUGCAGAUUAGCAUGGAGGUUGUCUGACAAGAAAGAAUUCACACUUAGGGAGGUGAUAUACGUACAUAAUACACGCAUGUCUAAUAACAUGGAUUUACAUACAUUUUUGGCUGUAAUAAAAGCAUGGGUAACAGAUUACACAAUGAAUGCAAACAAAAUUUCUCA
Molecule: messenger RNA, 1715 nt
Organism: Helianthus annuus (common sunflower)
Lineage: Eukaryota; Viridiplantae; Streptophyta; Magnoliopsida; Asterales; Asteraceae
Exons: 4
Coding region: 199-1425 (408 amino acids)
Source: RefSeq, a predicted model, not a curated record